GCGCCCAUAGUAAAUACUCGUGGUGAGCAACUUAACCUCAAAUUCUUUUAUUUUAGUACGAAAAUCGUAGAAAUUUUUAUAAGUUUAUUAAUUAUUACUUAUAAAAUUAUUAUAAUUUUAACACAAAAAGACGCUUAGUGAGAACAUUCUCCAAGUACAUUUGCAUCACUGAUAAAUAAUAAUAAUGACAAUGAAAAUAUCUUUUAGAAACGAUUAAAAACAAUUCUAUGUUAAUUUCCUCAAGUUAGUACCUAUUUUACUAUUAUCAAUUUUUAUUACUUAUAUUGUUAAUUCAGAUUGAAAAAUGCUGCGAAAUAUAGUGCAAUUUUCGACGAAAUUAAAAGGACUUAGUGUUGUGAAAGUGACAUGUACAAAUUUACAUAUUCACGUUGAAAACUAUUCAAAAUUCACCGGUCGUAAACAUGCGGCAAUUGUUAACGAAGAUGAACUUUUCGAUGAGCCCGAAGCCUCAUAUCCGAUGGAUAGAUAUUCAGAUUCUGAAUUGUCAUUAAGACGACGAAAUAGAAAGCCAACUAGAAGGCAAAGAUCCGCUUUACGUCAAUUAGACGUAGAAGAAGACGCAGUUAUUGGAAAUUCGAAAAACACCCAGCGUACAGCAAAAGUUGACGAUGGACCAGAAAAAAAGAAAACUGUCUUUACCAAAUUAUAUGAUAAUGAAAAAAUAUUAUCACCAUUGAUGAUGCAGAUCAAAUCUAAAAAACAGAGAAAGAAGUUAAAUAAAAUUCUAUUGGAAGGAAAACGAUUAAUUACAGAUGCACUUCAAGCUGGAUUAGUACCAGAGAAAAUUAUUUUCAGCCGAAAUCCAGAUUUGGAAAAGUUGCCUUUGAAUAGAAGCCAAACAGAAAUAUAUAAAGUACCAUAUCGAACUAUUCAAUUGUGGUCUAGUCUUUCAACACCUUCGGGAUUAAUGGGUGUUUUUGAAACUCCUGAUGUGGAAAAAUUCCAAGUUAACGAUUCGCUGCCAAUUACAAUCGUCUGCGACAAUAUCAGAGAUCCUGGAAAUAUGGGAUCAAUUUUAAGAGCAGCAGCUGGUGUUGGAUGCGAUAAAGUUAUUUUAACUAAAGGUUGCGUCGAUAUAUGGGAAUCGAAGGUCCUGAGAAGCGCAGCGGGGACACAUUUUCGUCUACCAAUUUACAAUGACAAAAAUUGGCACGACAUACGAUUAAUGUUAAGUCCAGGAGCAAAAUAUAUCGUCGCUGACAAUCAAGUUGACAGUGAACUAUUAUCUAAUGAUAAUAAUAAUGAAUCGGAAAAUAUUAAAGAAUCACAAAAUUUCGACACUGAAAGUAUUGCUAAAGAAAAUGCAGAUAAAAUAAUUGAGGACGAAGAGAAUGAUGAUGAUGAUGAUGUUAAUACGAAAACGGAUGAACUUACGAGGGAAGCUAUGAGUAAAGAAUUAUCUAUUGUGCCGUAUUAUUCCCUCGAUUACACACAGGACGAAACUGUCAUAAUCGUCGGUGGAGAAACGGAAGGUUUAAGUUAUUCUUCACUUAAAAUAGCUAGUGACAAUGGAGGAUGUCGCGUCAAUGUACCAUUGAAUAAUGGCGUCGAAAGUUUAAACAGUGGAAUGGCACUAGGUAUUAUUGCAUUUGAAAUUAAAAGACAAUUUUUAAUGGCAGUGAAUAAGUAAAUUUGUAAAUGAAAAUAUAUAUGAACGAAAACGUGCAGUUACACGUUUUUUUUAUCACCAGAGUUGUUAGGUUAAAUACUAAUUUAGCAUUAAACUUUAGAAGAAUAGCUUUUUAGAUUUUGUACAUUAUUCUCAAAAGAAUUUUCUCUAAUAAAAAUGUUAUAAACAAAA
Messenger RNA from Leptopilina heterotoma, 1822 nucleotides. RefSeq names its product rRNA methyltransferase 3, mitochondrial. The transcript has 5 exons. NCBI's taxonomy places the organism in Eukaryota, Metazoa, Arthropoda, Insecta, Hymenoptera, Figitidae. Bases 305 to 1651 code for a protein of 448 amino acids. Gene Ontology annotation, biological process: RNA processing. Gene Ontology annotation, molecular function: RNA binding; RNA methyltransferase activity. The record is from RefSeq and is a predicted model, not a curated record.